Messenger RNA from Capra hircus (goat), 6570 nucleotides. It is a transcript of the gene SLITRK3, whose product is annotated as SLIT and NTRK like family member 3. The transcript is spliced from 2 exons. The record is from RefSeq and is a predicted model, not a curated record. Bases 675 to 3617 code for a protein of 980 amino acids. NCBI's taxonomy places the organism in Eukaryota, Metazoa, Chordata, Mammalia, Artiodactyla, Bovidae. Gene Ontology annotation, cellular component: GABA-ergic synapse; postsynaptic density membrane. Gene Ontology annotation, biological process: axonogenesis; regulation of presynapse assembly; positive regulation of synapse assembly. Gene Ontology annotation, molecular function: protein binding.
UCUUCGCUGUCUGGCCAAUGCUGGGAUCUGGGAUCUGGACACCCCCUUCCAGCCUGCUUCCCACUCCACCCCACCUCUUCUUCUCUCAUCUACACAGCACUCACCCCCACUUCCACCUACCCAAAGGGUCAAGAGCAAAGACACCCGGAGAAGGCAAGGUCUAAUCCCAUCUCCCUUUAGGGAAGGAGGCCUCGGGAAGGGAUUGCGCGUUGAGUGACAACCUUUCAGGAAGCGAGAGAGAAAAACCCGGAGACCGAGCCAGGGUUCUCGGGGACCGUGGAGCUCACAGCUGAAUCGAGAUCACCGAGAUCUGAAAUCAAAGAGCCCAGUCCUGGGACACUCACGCUGCCUGCCUGCCAUCAAGGGUAUAUAGAGCUGUGGUCCUGAGUGUCUGUCACCGGCAUUGCCGCGCUAGGUGUGCGCCUGGCUCUCCCAUUGGUAUGCAGCGACCAUUUCCCUGCGAGUCUCAAAGGUGGAAACACUUGAAAGGAUUACAAGCAUGAUUUGGUGGCCUUUCUGAAAGUUGGCGGCCUGAGGAGGAGAAACUGCAGGCUACGGCAUGAUGGAUAUAAUUCUGACUCCCAGAGAGUUUGCACCUCUCGCUGGGAAGCCCCUUGGAGUAAACCUCGGAGAUCGAGAGCGCUCGGCACUGAUAGUUUUGUAAUCAACCGCGAAUGAUGAAACCUUCUAUAGCUGAGAUGCUUCACAGAGGAAGGAUGUUGUGGAUAAUUCUUCUAAGCACAAUUGCUUUAGGAUGGACUACCCCGAUUCCCCUGAUAGAGGACUCAGAGGAAAUAGAUGAGCCCUGUUUUGAUCCAUGCUACUGUGAAGUUAAAGAAAGCCUUUUUCAUAUACAUUGUGACAGCAAAGGAUUUACAAAUAUUAGUCAGAUUACUGAGUUCUGGUCAAGACCUUUUAAACUGUAUCUGCAGAGAAAUUCAAUGAGGAAAUUGUACACCAACAGUUUUCUUCAUUUGAAUAAUGCUGUGUCCAUUAACCUUGGGAACAAUGCAUUGCAGGACAUUCAAACAGGAGCUUUCAAUGGUCUUAAGAUUUUAAAGAGAUUAUAUCUUCACGAGAACAAACUAGACGUCUUCAGAAAUGACACCUUCCUUGGCUUGGAAAGUCUGGAAUAUCUUCAGGCAGACUACAAUGUAAUUAAACGUAUUGAGAGUGGGGCAUUUCGGAAUCUAAGUAAAUUGAGAGUUCUGAUUUUAAAUGAUAAUCUCAUUCCCAUGCUUCCAACAAAUUUAUUUAAGGCUGUCUCCUUAACCCACUUGGACCUGCGUGGAAACAGGUUAAAAGUUCUUUUUUACCGAGGAAUGCUAGACCACAUUGGCAGAAGCCUGAUGGAGCUCCAGCUGGAAGAAAAUCCCUGGAACUGUACAUGUGAAAUUGUGCAACUGAAGAGUUGGCUGGAACGCAUUCCUUACACUGCCCUGGUGGGAGAUAUCACCUGUGAGACUCCUUUCCAUUUUCAUGGAAAGGACCUGCGAGAAAUCAGGAAAACAGAACUCUGUCCCUUGUUGUCUGACUCUGAGAUGGAGGCUAGUUUGGGGAUUCCCCACUUGUCAUCAAACAAGGAGAAUGCAUGGCCAACUAAGCCUUCCUCGAUGCUGUCCUCUGUCCAUUUUACUGCUUCUUCUGUUGAAUACAAGUCUUCAAAUAAACAGCCCAAACCCACCAAACAGCCUCGAACACCAAGGCCACCGUCCACAUCUCAAGCUUUAUACCCUGGUCCAAACCAACCUCCCAUUGCUCCUUAUCAGACCAGACCACCCAUUCCCAUUAUAUGCCCUACUGGGUGUACCUGUAAUUUGCAUAUCAAUGACCUUGGUUUGACUGUCAACUGCAAAGAGCGAGGAUUUAAUAACAUUUCUGAACUUCUUCCAAGGCCUCUGAAUGCCAAGAAAUUGUACCUGAGUAGCAAUCUGAUUCAGAAAAUAUACCGUUCUGAUUUUUGGAAUUUCUCUUCCUUGGAUCUCUUACAUCUGGGGAACAAUCGUAUUUCUUAUGUCCAGGAUGGGGCCUUCAUCAACCUGCCUAACCUAAAGAGCCUCUUUCUCAAUGGCAAUGAUAUCGAGAAGCUGACUCCAGGCAUGUUUCGAGGCCUACAGAGUUUGCACUACUUGUACUUUGAGUUCAACGUCAUCCGGGAAAUCCAGCCUGCAGCCUUCAGCCUCAUGCCCAACUUGAAGCUGCUAUUCCUCAACAAUAACUUGCUGAGGACCCUGCCAACAGAUGCCUUUGCAGGCACAUCCCUGGCUCGGCUCAACUUGAGAAAGAACUACUUCCUCUAUCUUCCUGUGGCUGGUGUCCUAGAACACUUGAAUGCCAUUGUCCAGAUAGACCUCAAUGAGAAUCCUUGGGACUGUACCUGUGACCUGGUUCCCUUCAAACAGUGGAUCGAAACCAUCAGCUCAGUCAGUGUGGUGGGUGAUGUCCUAUGCAGGAGCCCUGAGAACCUCACCCACCGUGACGUGCGCACGAUUGAACUGGAAGUUCUCUGCCCAGAGAUGCUACACAUUGCACCAGCUGGAGCAUCCCCAGCUCAGCCUGGAGAUGCUCACCUUGCUGGAGGGCCAACGAGUGCAUCACCUUAUGAGUUCUCUCCCCCUGGGGGCCCUGUGCCCCUUUCUGUGUUGAUUCUCAGCCUGCUGGUUCUGUUUUUUUCAGCAGUCUUUGUUGCUGCAGGCCUCUUUGCCUAUGUCCUCCGACGGCGCCGGAAGAAGCUGCCCUUUAGAAGCAAGAGGCAGGAAGGCGUGGACCUCACUGGCAUCCAGAUGCAAUGCCACCGACUUUUUGAGGAUGGUGGAGGUGGUGGAGGUGGAAAUGGAGGUGGGGGUCGACCAACUAUUUCCUCCCCAGAGAAGGCCCCUCCUGUGGGUCAUGUAUACGAGUACAUUCCUCAUCCCGUUACUCAGAUGUGCAACAACCCCAUCUACAAGCCUCGUGAGGAGGAGGAGGUGGUUGUUUCAUCAGGGCCAGAGGCAGGAGGUGCAGAACGUGGGGCUCCUGUGAUACAACCUCCGGGAAUGGGGGAGGUUCUCCUAGGAAGUGAGCAGUUUGCUGAGACACCCAAGGAGAACCACAGCAACUACCGGACAUUGCUAGAAAAAGAAAAGGAGUGGGCGCUGGCAGUGUCCAGCUCCCAGCUCAAUACCAUAGUGACCAUGAAUCAUCAUCACCCUCACCCUCACCACUCAGCAGUUGGUGGGGUUUCCGGGGUAGUUUCGGGAACUGGGGGAGACUUGGUUGGGUUCCGCCACCAUGAGAAGAAUGGCGGGGUGGUGCUCUUUCCUCCGGGGGGAGGUUGUGGUGGCAGCAGUAUGCUACUAGACCGAGAGAGGCCACAACCAGCCCCCUGUACGGUGGGGUUUGUGGACUGUCUCUACGGCACAGUGCCCAAAUUAAAGGAACUGCAUGUCCAUCCUCCUGGCAUGCAAUACCCAGACUUACAGCAGGACGCCAGGCUCAAAGAAACCCUUCUCUUCUCGGCUGGAAAGGGCUUCACAGACCACCAAACCCAAAAAAGUGAUUACCUCGAGUUAAGGGCCAAACUUCAAACCAAGCCGGAUUACCUCGAAGUCCUGGAGAAGACAACAUAUAGGUUCUAACAGAAAAAGAAAAAUACAUUAGUGCUUUUUUUUUUCAAAAGAAAAGAAAAAUAAAAGAAAUAUAUCCCUUGCUCCCUUUACACUUGUCCCAAUAACUCCAUCCUCACAAACUUCCCUGCCCUGAACAGAACUGAAACCGCAUGAUAACUAGAAAAUACAGAUGUAUGCUCUCCCCACUCAGAUGUGAUUUGGAGGAAGGGCCAUACACAGAUCAUUAAUCAAUGAAGUGCCUUCGCAGACUUUUGCCAGCAAAUGUUAUCAUUAUUUUUUUAUACUGAAACUUGAGACUUUGACUGUGCCAUGUAUAAGGUAUAUUGGGGAUCAUUGUAUUGAUCCUAAUUAAGUAAAAUUCAAUGUGUCUUUUUAUUUUCAGUAACUUUUUUUUUUAGUUGUAGUUUGUUUUGACAGGGAGGGGGGAAAACAGAUUGACAUUUGUGGUUUUCGUUCCUCUUCCCAUCAUGGCACAGAUUCUGUACAUGUAUUAACAAUGCAGUUUGCUGCAUGCCUGGAAACUGCAAGACGGGGAGGGAGGGGGCGGGCUUUGCUGGAAUGUUUUCACCCACUCGUUUUUUCUCUCAUACACACACCCACAUGCACAUCACAAAUCACUGCACAUAGUUAGGUCCCUAAACCUGCAGCUUCUUCCUUCUGGUGUAGGUACACACACACACACACACACAUGCAUACAUACACACACCCCUCAUCCAUUCAACCCAAUCUAAUUAGUUCGGGUUUGAUCCAUUCCUAUCCUCUCCAUAGCUUCACCUUCCUUUCUCCUCUAGUGUACAGCUCAAAACAUCUCUCCUACCACCCUGGAAAAGUCAUCUUCUAGGCUGGAGCCUACUGAAGUGGAGGCCUGGUGGUUUAACAGCCGGAGGCACUUACCUAGGGAUGAGCACCUUCUUUGUGACACUUCAGCCUGAUGCCAAGAUUUUUUGGAGAACAUCUGCACUUUCUUAUAUAUAUAUAAUAUAAAAAAAACAUAAAAAAGCAACUGGGUAUAUAUCACUAACAGCUUUGUAGGAAGCACUUUUAAUGUUUUCUCUCUCACACACAAAGAUUCAAAAGAAAUGUGCAUAUAUUUAUUCUGUAAUUUCAGUGAUUAUAAAUUGUAAAGGUAAUGUUUAAUCAUUGUAUAGUGAUUAUGCGUCUGGUAUAGCUUUCCUAAUAAAAAGUUUUUGAAAAACAUAAUACAUUAUAUAUAGAGGAUACAAAGCUUGAACUUUAAACUCCAGCUAUGCCAUGCCUUUCGUGCUCCCAUUUUUAAAAAAUCUUUCUUUUACUUCUUAAACAGAAAGCUAGUUUAUUAACAAGUUUGAUGCACUGUGAUGUUAAUAAAUCUUGUAACUUACCACACCCAUUCCACACACUAGGAUACAAAUGGGACAUAAAAAUGUGAUUUAUCGAUAUAUAGUUCACUUCUUUCUCUUGAAUUAUGAGUUUCAAACUUAGUACUCCAAUGAUGUAUCAUUUUUCCUAGGCAGAAUGCAAUUGGGAGAAACUGUAAAUAUGUUGCUAAGAAGUACAGGAUUAAUUAGGAGACAGUGAUCAAGAAUCCAUGAAUCGUAUGAUAGUUAAAGGCUUAAAGGAAAAGUGAAAUUGCUAUACUUUUAAAAAAAUAUGCACUAAAAUUACUUACACACACACAUAUACCAACCGAUCAAAGUAUAAGGCCUGGAAGCCAAUUUGACCAUCAGCAUUCUGUUAUCUCUGAAAGCUGUCAUUGUUAUGUUUUAGCUCUUGCUUUUAUCAACCACUUACUGCAACCAACCCCAAACAUGCUUGAACUAAGACAGGAUGCUGAGUGAGUUUAUCUUUCUGUAUGACACUAAAAUGAUGUUGCAAAGUUAAUCUAACAAUAAUUUAUGAUCCAUUUACAUGUGAGCGAAACCAAAGAAAUUGUAUUUUUAAGGUGCCAGUAUCUUGUUUGUGAAGGAAACGGAACAAAUACAAAGAAACCAGAGCUUUGAGACAGGCAUUUAUCUCAUUAGGCCAGUAGAGGACAGCAGAGCUCCAGAGAUUCAUAGACCCUGUAGCUGCAGAGCUGUGCAGUGAGGCCAGCAUUCUCUGCUAGUUCCCUCCAGUUGUCCUUAGUAGAAAUUAUCAUUAUGCUUUGAAUGUAAUUCACUGCAGGCCCUGAUGCCUUACAUCACAUUUUUUUUUCCAUAAAAAGAAGACUAGUGGCUUCUAAAGCUCCAUAACUGAUACAAAACUAAGGCACGGUACUUAAAAAAGCCCCUUGAAUGUCUAGAAUAACAUAUGUGUAUAUUUCUUGAUUAAUUAUAUAUGAAUAAUAACAUAGAUAUGCAUAAAAUAAAACAAAAGUAUAUCAAUGUAAAAUGGAACUUUUCAGGACUACCUUGUAUUUGGCACAUUAUAUCUAAAACUUUCCUCCUCCAUUAUUUGAAGUAUAUUUUGGAAUUAGUUCAGAUGAAGAAAAGCCCAUGGGUAUAAUUCACUAUUUCUCUAUAUACAAUACUGAAAUACAGCUCUUAAGCAAGAAGAUCAGACCCACUGUUACAUAGCUGUUGCUCUUUGUUUCUUCUUUUCUUUUCACUUUCCCAGAAGUUACCUUUUUCAAAGUUAUCUCACCUUCCUUGCUCUUUCUAAUUAUCUCUUCAUCCUUUACCUGAAGAUUUUUUUUUUUUUUAAGGCACAGAAAGUUAGUAUUAACCUUUAAGUGGUUUACUAUCAGAUUUAUGAAGUCCCUCUAGACUAGGUAUUUAUCAUGUUCCCAUUCUUCGUAAUCAAAUGUUUUGAUGAUUAGCAGAAAGCAUGUGCAUAAUAAAACUCAGAGUGCAAAGGGAGAUACUUCUAACAUUAUCAUCAUUUCCUUAACAACUAUGCAUACAAUUAUAACAUGACAUAUUAUACAAAUCAGACUAUAGUACAAUCCCAAGUAAAACCAGAUCUUUCAACAUUUGAAAAGUGUCCAUAAACCAUAUCAAAUUAU